AUGACAUAUGGCUGUAAAACAUGUUCAGUUCCUGAAACCAGUGUUGAAACUCUCAUUAUUGAGGAGGAUUUGACGAAUCAAAAUCUCUACCUCACAUCAUUUGAUCUAGAGAACAUAAAGAACGGCGAGAAGAACGGGGACGCAGGUGGUGGUGUUCGAAUUCGGCCAGCAGAUUAUGAACCUUUCGAAAGGACACAGGUUGACAUAUUGCUGUUCGUCAUCAUCGCUGUUGGAGCAACAAUACUUGUAUGUUUAAUUGUGCCAGCGGCAAUAUACGUCGUGAAAAAUCGGAAAACCGAUAUGAAGGCUAAAAUGCCAAAAAAGAAAGGUCGUAAAUCUGAGGGAGGAAAAACGCCGACGAGUGCAUCUGCCGGGAAGAAGUAA
Messenger RNA from Strongylus vulgaris, 384 nucleotides. The record is from the annotation of a GenBank genome assembly. NCBI's taxonomy places the organism in Eukaryota, Metazoa, Nematoda, Chromadorea, Rhabditida, Strongylidae.